Molecule: messenger RNA, 5173 nt
Organism: Salvelinus fontinalis (brook trout)
Lineage: Eukaryota; Metazoa; Chordata; Actinopteri; Salmoniformes; Salmonidae
Product: protein phosphatase 1 regulatory subunit 42-like
Exons: 9
Coding region: 3094-4116 (340 amino acids)
Molecular function (GO): protein binding
Source: RefSeq, a predicted model, not a curated record
UAAGCGUACACUAAAUAAUGUAGAUUUCUUAUUUUUGAAUGCUUGCAGACAUUUGAACGGUAUGCUCCAUUGGGUUCAGCAUGACACAGUGCUGUUGCAUUGUCAUGUCCCAUGGCUGUUUGGCAUUGGCUGGAGUAGAGUACAACCUAACACUUUAACAAAGACCAUGGUUAUAUAUUUCUCCAUUACAAAAUCUACAACCAGUUAGCCAGUCAUUUCAACUCUGGCCAAUCAUAGCAUUAAAUAAUGUAACAACAAACUCAAGCCUCUGCAUCGGCUCAAACGUAAACACUGGCUGGCAUGGUGGAGAUAUCUCUGCGGAGUGGCUCUCGGCGCAGGUUGUCUCAAUGGUACACAGUCCUUCAGGGUGACGGAGUCGUCAAGCUGCGCCGCAGCCCAGAAACAGGAGCCGUGCACACGAGUCUAUUCACGCAACCCGUCUGCUCUUCAUCGAAGCAGACACUCAGUCUGCCUUUCCUUACACAUAGCAGCCCUGGCACACUUUCAUGUAAUAAUACUUUUUUUCUUGUAGUAUUGUACUGGUGGAAUGUAUAUUUUUGAUGCAUUGCAGAGGCACGGAACCAUAUUUGGGGCACAUUGAAUGGGUCUGCAUUUUGUCAUGUACAUGGGCUUCGGCACCAAUUCUUGUAAUGAUUUUCUUUUUACAUUAUUAUAGUAGGUGAGGUGUGUAUCCUAAUGUGGUGUUUCAGAAAGAGGACACUUAUUGAAUAGUGUUUAAUGCAAUUUGUGAAUUUUGGAAUUAACAAGCGAACAAUUGGCUUACCCCUCACAUGGUCCAUUGAAUCCACUGUAGCUAGUGGUUUUGCCAAACCUUUAAGUGUAUUACAGUACUGUUACUGUAAGAGCUAAAUACUGUUAUGGCUAGAUUCUCUACGAGUAUAUGGAAUGUGCUUUCUUAGUAAUGGUUUUACCUAAUGCAAGGUUUGUAAAAUGAUCAUUUAAAUAUAAGACCAGUGUUCCGUACUGAAUGCAUUGGACUUAGGCCUGCAUGUAAAUCUUAUAAUCAACACCAGAUGAACAUUUCUAUGCAACAGUGGAAACUAGUAAAUGUGAAUUCCAAUGAAAGCCAAGCAUUCAAUACUAUUGCAAUGUAAGUUACAUUUAUUUUCAUUAAGCAUACAUUAAAUAUGCUUCCUAUUAUCCAAAUCGUCCAUGAAACAGUGAAAUUCCACCUAAUUUGGUGAAUUAAUUGGAAUAAUAAACAGGGGUGAUGUAAUCCUGUUUUAAAAAACUAACUGUAGGUCUGAGAACAGAGGAUUGAUAAGGCUAAAGAUGAAUAGAUAUUUAUCACUAGGCCCUUAUAGGCCCUGUUUACUUUGGAUCUCAGAACACAAUCAACAAGCGUGGUGUAGUGAAGGGGAUUGGACUUCACUGGUUGCCCUAAAGGGGAGCUAUGUUUGGGGGGGAAAUAAGGGCCCAUAGCUCUACAUUUCCUCCCUGCCAAGUGCUCUGCAUGCAUAAGUGGAGGCAAGUCAUUCAGUCGCAGGAAGCCCGGGCCCUGACAUUAUAUAACAAUGCACGGGUCACUGCUGAAACUUACUGAGCCAAUCGCACUGUGACCCCCGGCCUGCUUGGCGCGUUAUACGCAUUAUUACUGGGAGCAAUGUGAUCUUGGCUGGGGAGAAGUGGGACAGCAUUCAGCCCAGAAAGUUGGAGAAACUGAUAAACAUGGUGUCGGGUUACCUCAUGUACAAGUCUGCAGGCAAUAGAGACCUGACCUCAGGGGUAGCUGCAAGAUCGUUACUAAAUUCACUCUGUUUUACUGUUUAUGUGUGUAUGUCUGUCUGCCUUUCUGUCUGUUUGACAUCUUCCACACUCUUUGAUCUUUAUUUAACCUUUGACCUCAUAUAAUCCUGGAUCAUGGACAUAAAAUGUUUUACAUUUCACCACUGAAAAGGCAAAACAGUUUUUAUUUCAGAGGUCAAUACCACACAAGUAGCUGAUCAUUAGAAAGGUACAUAAAAUACUACAUGAUUUAUGGUGUUUGAAUGGAAUUGUUUUCUGGCUAUUUCUGAAGAAAGGAAAAGUGCUGAAUGGAAUUUAGCUUGUUUGAUUCUGGCUUUCUCUAUAUUUAUCCAAUAUUUCUUUUUAUAUACUCAGCCAGAAAAGUAUGGCCCAAAGGUAUUUAAGUGUGAAAUGCAAUCCAAUUCACAAAUAUUUUGGAUGCAUAUAUAACAAUUUGGAAGAUCUAGAUACAAAUGGCAAAAAACUGUGGUUCACAGAGAAAUGAACAAUCUAAAGGAAAUGUUUUGUUUUCUUACCUGAAUGCUGACUGCAGCAAUAAUGUAAUGCACUGCACAGCCAAUUAAUUUCUGCCAAAACCAUGUAAUUCAUCUACCACUUCCUUUGUGAAUUCCUAUGUUUGUUCUAGAUCCAGUUACGUUUGGGUUCAUUUUUAACUGAAAUGUACUAUAAAAAAAAUGAAAUUAAUUUAUAUCCUCAAGUUUUGGGGCACGGUAAUUUUUUUUCACAUUAAUAACGGCCUGUGUUUUGGUCAUUUUUCACAUAACUGUCAUAAUCGGGGAAAAAAAGUUUUUGUAGUUAAAUAUAACAGAGCGUUGACAAGAAUUACAGGUGUAUACAGGCAACCAUUGUAAGUAAUUAGUAAUGAGCAGAAUAGCAAUCUAUCUUUCUGACUGCUACUGCACAUGGUGCACAAUUUGAUUGACACAGUUUGUAAACAGCUCAUGCUCGAAAAACUCAAAUAAAUCCGUGGUUGUUAAUUAGCGUACUAGUAAGCAAUCUGUUACUAUUCCAAUAUAGUAGAGAAAGGAAAGUAACAGUAUCUGCAUAAAAUAUAUUUUUAUUGCAUAGAAAAGUAUGCAGAUGAGCUGCGCAGUCUGCACGCUCAUCUGUGUUAUUCCCAUGGCAACCAUUCCCAACAAGGAUAUCCACACACGAGUGUAAACUUUCACCUCAUCUCACCCCGCAUCUUUAGCAUUAGUCUCUUUUAUCAUCAAAUUACAAGGACACGUGCAUAUACUACAGUGAUGUUUCUGGUGGUUGUUCUGUGAGCGCUUGACUGAAGUUGGAAAGGAUUCCACUCUGAAGCAGUGUCUGUGACGAACCAUCAUGGUCCGCCUCACCAUGGAUCUGAUUGCCAAAUCCAGCAACCAUUUCAAAAACAAGAGAAGUUACUCCCUCCCAACGUACCUCAAGAAACUCACUCACCUGAACUUCUCCAACAGGAACAUAGAGGGCAUUGACGAUCUCUCCAUGUGCAGAAACCUCACAGUCCUCUACCUGUACGACAAUCAGAUCAGCCAGAUCUGCAACCUGGGUUUUGCCUCCAACCUCACUCACCUAUACAUGCAGAACAACAACAUCACUCAUAUAGAUAACCUCUCCAGCCUGCAGAAGCUUUCCAAACUGUACCUGGGGGGAAACAGCAUCACGGUGGUGGAGGGGUUAGAGGAGCUGGGGGAGCUGAAGGAGCUCCACAUGGAGGGCCAGAGACUCCCCAGUGGAGAGAAGCUGCUCUUUGACCCCAGGACUCUCCUCUCCCUCGCUGAAUCUCUAGGUGUCUUGAAUAUCAAUAAGAACAACAUAGAUGAUGUCAGAGAUCUCGCCAUUCUAAAGAAACUCACACAUUUCUUUGCUGCAGACAACCAGCUCCAGGACAUGCAGGACUUAGAGUUGGUGUUCAGCCAAUGGCCUCAGCUGCAUCGAAUGGAUUUGAGUGGAAAUCCUGUGUGCCACAAACCCAAGUACAGAGACAGGCUGAUAACUGUGUGCAAAUGCCUGAACGAGCUUGAUGAGAAGGAAAUUAAUGAGUUGUCCAGGCAGUUCCUGAUUAACUGGAAAGCGUCGAAAGACGCCAAGAAAAAACUGAAAGAUGAAAGAAUUAUGACCGGCCAGAUCACCUAUCCCUUUACUGCAGACUUCCACAUGGGCCCCCAUCCUUCAUCCGAAAAUAACUACGCCAGCGUCCUGGGAAAGAGGAAUCCUCCGGAGUGUGGGAGACCCAGCAGGAAGGUCCGCUCAGAACACUCACAACUGGACAGCGCAGCAAUGAGGCCACGGAACGUGAAGAUCCCAGUGAGUGCGGGGCUGCUUAGUGAUGUGGCCGACAAUGCUAAAGUCUGCGGCCUGUGAGACGGACAUGCCAGCUCUGCUAACACACAUUCACUCUGGUGACCCUCAAACACACAGACACACACACACAUACACUCUGGUGACCCUCUCACGUCUGACCCUUACACAUAAUAUAUAGCCAGUGCUUGACUUGGGCAGGAGCUCACUGGAGCUGAGUAUGAUGUAAAUGUAAAUGAGUACCAGCACCUAAAAUGCACCUAAAAUGUUCUAAUGCUUGAGCUCCUGCACCUCUUAUAGAAUAUUAGUAGAUACUAGAAAGUAUUGUGGAACUCCUGCAACUAAAUAUAAACAGUUCAGGAACCCAAAAUGAGUACCGGCACCUAUUCCAGUCCAAGUCAAGCACUGCACAUAACCUCCCACUGCUAUCACCACACAUCAGGGGUGGACCUGACCCCUGACACACUCAAUACGAAAGAGUCUACACUAUGGUCUGUCACUGUCAGGGACUGGUGGACUGCAGUAGAGGCACUUUAUGGUCAUGUACUACUUUUGAAGUCUUCUUAAAAUAUUAUGACAGAACAAUAGCUGCCCUAUAAAAACAGUGUCUGAUAUUAUAUCUAUGUUUUUUUGGCCUUUGCCUGUUUGAUGUUUGUUUUGUGUACCUGAGUGGACUUGAUAAGAAUUUUACAAUACCUGGAUUUUAGAGUGUAAGAUCUGAUGUGUUUAUUUAUGAAAUGACUGAAUGCCAAAUAAUGGUGUUUGGGUGUGUCCAUGCUGGGAAGUCCAACUCACUUCAUACAAAUGGCUUUAUUGGAUUUUUACAAAUACAAUUUUCACCAAUUUGGAAGUUAUAUCCCAGAACUCUGUCAAAUAAGUCCACACGUAAAUCCAAUCUGAGUUUGUGUUUUAUACAAAUUAAAUAACUUUUUUUUUAAUUAAUUUGAGUAUAACUGCUAUCUGUGUCCUUGAUAGUGUAGUUUGUCUUUUUUUUCCUGCUGUAUUAAUGACAUGUUUUGUGGAACAUCGACCGUGCGUAAUGAUGUCAGAUAUGCACUUAAUUGCCCACCAUUGUCAUAAAAUAGUAUUGUAGAAUAAAUGGGGAAGGUUUUAAUUGGAA